Electrophorus electricus (electric eel) is the source of this 2829-nucleotide messenger RNA. It is a transcript of the gene nt5e, whose product is annotated as 5'-nucleotidase, ecto (CD73). Gene Ontology annotation, biological process: AMP catabolic process. Lineage: Eukaryota; Metazoa; Chordata; Actinopteri; Gymnotiformes; Gymnotidae. The record is from RefSeq and is a predicted model, not a curated record. Gene Ontology annotation, molecular function: metal ion binding; 5'-nucleotidase activity; nucleotide binding. Gene Ontology annotation, cellular component: plasma membrane.
UAGAGAAAGGGAGACGCUGUGCGAUGCGAUGGUUUAACGCGCGCCGUGGGCGGCGUGCGCUGGUUUCGCUGCUGUUCUGGGUCGGCUGUCAAAUUUGCGCAGCACAGUGGGAGCUGACGCUUCUGCACACAAACGAUGUCCAUGCACGCAUCGAAGAGACAAACAAGGACUCUGGCAAAUGUACCAAAGGUGGCUGUUUCGCUGGAGUAGCAAGGCGAGCUACAAAAAUAAAGGAAAUACGUGAUAAAGAGAAGAACGUGUUGCUCUUAGAUGCGGGGGAUCAGUUUCAAGGCACUGUGUGGUUUAACUUUUAUAAAGGCAAAGAGGCGGCAUACUUCAUGAACAAACUCGGAUACGAUGCCAUGGCCCUAGGGAACCAUGAGUUUGACAAUGGAGUGGAUGGUCUCAUUACACCCUUUCUUCAGAUGGUAAAUUGCACUGUGCUCAGUGCUAAUAUAAAGCCAGAUGACAAUCUUGCACCAAAGAUUAGCGGAUAUUAUUUAUCUUAUAAAAUCUUCACUGUCAACACCGAGAAAGUCGCUGUAGUGGGAUACACAUCUAGGGAAACUCCUGCUCUCUCACUGCCAGGUCCACAUCUGCGUUUUGAAGAGGAGGUCAGCUCUUUGCAGAUGGAAGUCUCCAAGCUCAUCACCCUGGGCAUCAACAAGAUCAUUGCUCUCGGCCACUCCGGCUUUGCCGUGGACAAGGAGAUCGCCAAGAAGGUUCAGGGACUGGAUGUGGUCAUCGGCGGACACACCAACACUUUCUUAUACACGGGGGAUCCCCCCUCCACAGAAGUGCCAGCAGGACCCUACCCGUUAAUGGUGCAGUCAGAGGACGGGCGUCAGGUGCCUGUGGUCCAAGCAUAUGCCUUUGGAAAAUACCUCGGUUGCCUUAAAAUUACCUUUGACUCUGAAGGUCAUGUGUUAAAAGCGGUGGGAAAUCCAAUUCUUCUGGAUAGUAAUGUAACUGAAGACCCAGUCAUUAAGGCAGAUGUGGAUUCCUGGAGGGUGAACUUGGCCAAUUACUCAUCCCAGUAUGUGGGCCAGACUCUGGUUUAUCUCAACGGAUCAUUUGAAGAGUGUCGUUUUCGUGAGUGUAACCUAGGGAACCUGCUCUGCGAUGCCAUGGUUCAUCACUACAUCAAAUAUCCAGAUGAAACCCAGUGGAACCAUGUUGCUGCUAGUAUUUUAAAUGGAGGAGGUAUUCGAAACUCUAUCGAUGAGCGCAGCAGAAAUGGCACCAUGACCAUGGAGGACGUGAUCAGCGUGCUGCCGUUUGGAGGGACUCUCGACCUGGUCCUGCUGAAUGGCUCAACACUGCUGAAGGCCUUCGAGCAUAGCGUGCAUAGAUAUGGCAGCAGCACAGGGGAGUUCCUGCAGGUCUCUGGGUUUCAGAUAGAAUACGACCUGACCAUGCCCGCAGGCCAGCGGGUGAAGAAAGCAAGCAUCUUGUGCACGGACUGUAGGGUGCCACACUACGAGACCCUGCUCCCUAAGAAGGUCUACAAAGUGGUGAUACCGUCCUACCUGGUGGAUGGAGGAGAUGGCUACUCCAUGAUCAAAGAGGAAAAACUGAGGCAUGACAGUGGUGACCUAGACAUAUCUGUCAUUGCCAGCUACAUGUCUGAGAGGAAGAGAGUUCACCCAUUCGUGGAGGGUCGCAUCAGAAUCUUCAACUCUGCCCCUGGACAGCUGAGUGUCAUGAUCGCACUGUUGUUGUCUGGGGUACUGUGGGCUUUAUCUGUGACCCUCAGAGAUUAGAUUGUUAAUUCACUUUGUUUUGUGUUUUGGAUUGUCAAUUAAGAUUACUGACAAUACAUGCCUAGACGACUAAACAUGCUGGAUAUUCAGUACUUUGUGCUAUAUGUCCAUAUUGAGUUUCCUGUCUGAUGAUAACUUUUAUUAGAUACCUGGGCUUGAGACCAAGCCCAGGAGUGGGUUUGUGAAAAGUACAGAUGUGUAUCUUAACAACUGUGCAGAUGACUGUAGUAACUGUCACCUUUCACCUUUCACUCUGCCAGGGCAGCUUCUGUUGUUUUUCACAAGAAUUGCAAAAGAAAUGUCUGCAGAAUAUCAAUGUAAUAUGCGUUUUUUUAAGACACAGCAUAAUCAUUGUAUUAUAACUGUUGCUACAUAUAGGACAGGUUUUCCUGACCCAGAUUAAGCCUGAGCUUUGUCUAAAAUGUAAUUUCAGCUACCAGCAGGAUUGCAGUUUAGUAAAAGGCUAAAUUUAAUCAUUUUUGGAUUAUUAUGACACCCCAUAUUUUAUUAAAUAUCAGAAACAAUAUAAGGUUAAUAUUUAGACAACAAUAUUUAGACAAAUUCCUAACAGAUUUCCAUUACUGGUUAUCUUCACAUUAGAUAUCAGAUAUAUUGUAAAUAUUCUUUGUAUUUAUUCACAAAGGAAGAGCAGUAACAUUGCUUCAAAUAUAGCCUAAGACAGACUACCAGUGUAAUUUAAUGGUAAAUAUUAGCUUUCACAGUAACCUUCCACAAUAACAAUAACUACACACAGUGUACUAGAAACUAGUAGACAUUUUAUUUUGAUUGCAGUUAUUAUGAAGCAUUUAGUGUGUAAACUCUUAUAAUUUCAAAUUUCUUUUGGGAGAUGUUUUUUCCUGUUAAGAAAUGUACAAAAGGAUGCCCAUCUUAUAUUGCCUUUGAACAACCAAUAUGCUUAUAGCACUGAUUCGGUAUCUAAGGAAAUUCUUGUAGCUGUUCGCAGCAGAUGAAUGAGUUUGGAAGUCAUGCAGCAACUGAAUUAGAAGAGAAUUCAUUGCAAUUCUGUGAGAACACAGCUGUUAGGGUCCCACCCCUCAAAGACAAA